AUGACACGAUAUGCCAAACUCGAGAAAAAAAAGUACAAAGAGGCUGUGGGGUUUGAAGGAUUCAAUGUUAAGCCUUUAUCACCUUCAAAGUCAAAGUCUUCAAGUAUAAAAAAGGAACGAGAACAAACGGUGGUUGCGAUGGGUGAACAUGGAGAACAAUUUAAAGAAAAAUCGAAGAAUGGUGUUAAAAGAAAAAUAUGGGCUGACAAAGCGAAAAAUACUGAUGCAAAAUUUAAAAGAUCGGAAAAACGCAGACUUCGGCGUAUCAAGGAACGGAAAAGCAAAACGAUAUGUUUUGCUUGUCGUAAAACUGGACAUAGUGUAAAAGAUUGUCCAGAGGCGAAUAAAUACAGUGAUAGUGCUGCUGAUAGGAGUAUUAGUGUAGGAUUAUGUUAUACUUGUGGAUCAACCGAACAUACAUCCAAGAAUUGUAAAGAACCGAUAUUUUCAAAAGACAACAAAAAUAUAAAAUAUCAAUAUGCUAAAUGCUUUAUAUGUGGAGAACAAGGACACUUGUCUGGUAAAUGUGCUAAAAACGAGAAAGGUCUAUAUCCGAAUGGUGGAUCUUGUCGUUUUUGUGGGAAAGUGGAUCAUUUUGCUAAAGAUUGUGACAUCAAGAAAGAAGAAAUUGGAGUAGUGGCUUUAAGUAAAAUCGACUCUGAACACGGUCCAGAUGACGACGAUUUUCACAUUUUCAUUGAAGAGACAAAGAAAUCCAAAAAAACCCGAGAAAAAAGCAAGAAAAUUAAUACUAGCGUUACUUCGACAAAAACAACAGAUGAUAGUAUUAGUAAUAAUAAUCUGCUUGUUAAUAGUGAUAAAAGCAAAGCUAAAAAGAAAAUUGUUAGAUUUUAG
This is a messenger RNA of Ambispora gerdemannii, 855 nucleotides long. NCBI's taxonomy places the organism in Eukaryota, Fungi, Glomeromycota, Glomeromycetes, Archaeosporales, Ambisporaceae. The record is from the annotation of a GenBank genome assembly.